AUGAUUGGCAUGUCACAGACCAUUGGCCAACCUGGUGAAGUUUCUUGGCUGAUUGCGUGCCAAACUAUUGGGCAACGCCAUAGCGCUUUUUUACACAAGUUCUUCGACGAUACGACGAGGUUGAAUUUGAGUCGGAGACAGCCGCUUGCACGCUCUGUUGCUAGGAUAUUCCUCGUCUUUGCUGUAUCCUUUCUGACCUCGGUUCUAUUGGAGUCAAGAGACAAUGAUGGUCGCGAAUAUCCCAGCCUCGGCGUUAUGUACAUAGUAAUUGUUGUGUUGGUGGAACUAGUCACGUAUUGCAAGACCCCAGCUUCCUGUGAGUGA
Colletotrichum gloeosporioides is the source of this 324-nucleotide messenger RNA. RefSeq lists its product as uncharacterized. The coding region runs from base 1 to 324 and encodes 107 amino acids. The record is from RefSeq and is a predicted model, not a curated record. The transcript is spliced from 2 exons. Lineage: Eukaryota; Fungi; Ascomycota; Sordariomycetes; Glomerellales; Glomerellaceae.